AUGGUUUACUUUGCAAGCAUUUUCGCAAUCGGUCUGGCACCAUUGCUUGCGACAGCUAAACUGUCUGGAAAGGUCGGCCCGACCACAACAUCCUCCAUCAAAGCCAACAAACAAACCUGCAACGUCCUAGACUACGGCGGCGUGGCAGACAAUUCCACUGAUCUCGGUCCAGCCAUCAGCUCGGCCUGGGACGACUGCAGUAACGGAGGCCUGGUUUAUAUCCCAUCGGGGAGCUACGCCUUGGGUAGCUGGGUAUCUCUGAAAGGAGGUAACAGCACAGGCAUCCAGUUGGAUGGAACCAUUUACGGCAGUGGUACCGACAGCGGCAAUAUGAUCUACGUUGCUGCCACCAAUGACUUUGAGCUAUUUAGCUCUAAUUCCAAAGGUGCCGUUCAAGGAUUCGGAUAUGAGUAUCAUCGAAAUGGCUCAUUGACCGGCCCUCGUAUUCUUCGAUUAACUGAAGUUUCAAACUUCUCGGUUCACGAUAUUGCUCUAGUGGAUGCUCCGGCGUUCCACUUCGUCAUGGACACUUGCUCGAAUGGCGAGGUGUACAACAUGGCCAUUCGGGGUGGUAACUCUGGUGGAUUGGAUGGUAUUGAUGCCUGGGCGACCAACAUGUGGAUCCAUGAUAGUCCGUCGCAGAAUAUUUUGGUGGAAGGCAUUUAUUGUAACUGGAGCGGCGGAUGUGCCAUGGGCUCACUGGCUACUAACACUAACAUCUCUGAUAUCACAUACCGCAAUGUCUAUACGUGGUCCUCCAACCAGAUGUACAUGAUCAAGAGCAAUGGCGGCAACGGCACAGUCUCCAAUGUGCUCCUAGAAAAUUUCAUUGGCCAUAACAACGCCUACUCGCUCGACAUCGACGAAAAGUGGAGCAGCAUGUCCGAAGCCCCGGGAGAUGGCGUCCAACUUAACAAUGUCACGAUCAGUAACUGGAAAGGCACUGAAUCCGAUGGAGCCCAGCGAGGUCCUAUCAAGGUAUCUUGCGCAGAAGCGGCGCCCUGCACCGACAUGACCAUUGAGGACUUUGCAAUGUGGACCGAGGAAGGCUCUACACAGGAGUACUCCUGUGAGAACGGUUACGGUUCUGGGUUCUGCUUGAACACUGGCGAUGACUACACCUCGUAUGCCACCAAGAUGUACGCCACUGCGGCCCCCUCCGGUUACUCUGCGCCGACAAUGGCGUCGGAUCUAGCCACUCCUUUUGGCACUGUGAUGCCUAUCCCCAUCCCUGCUAUUCCUACUUCAUUUUAUCCCGGUGCGACGCCCUAUAGUAAGCUGGCGGGUGCGAAGUCAGCCUCGAGGUAG
Molecule: messenger RNA, 1308 nt
Organism: Penicillium riverlandense
Lineage: Eukaryota; Fungi; Ascomycota; Eurotiomycetes; Eurotiales; Aspergillaceae
Gene: rhgB
Product: putative extracellular rhamnogalacturonase
Exons: 3
Coding region: 1-1308 (435 amino acids)
Biological process (GO): carbohydrate metabolic process
Molecular function (GO): polygalacturonase activity
Source: RefSeq, a predicted model, not a curated record